GUCUCAUCUUGUUUUUGUUCAUAAGGUCCAAGAUGUGAUAGGCCACUGGGUAUGCAGAAUGGUCGUAUUCGACUCACACAACUGUCAGCCUCCUCAAGCUGGGAUGCCAAUCAUGGACCUCGCAACGGCCGGCUGAAGUUCCACCGAACAGGUUCCAGGAUGGGUGCAUGGUGUGCCCGACGUAACGACCGCUACCAGUAUUACCAGGUGGACUUCCGUCGCGCCAUGAGAGUGGUGAAGAUUGCCACACAAGGACGACAAGACGCGGCACAGUGGGUCACACAGUAUUUUGUCACGUACAGUCAGGAUGGAUGUAGCUUUGCUGAGUACAAGGAAAAUAGCAACAGAAAGUACUUUACAGGAAACAGAGAUCAGAACAGUAUUGUUCAAUAUCGCUUGUUCCCGCCAAUCAGGGCUCGCUAUGUACGAAUACGCCCUUGGGGGUGGUACAGACACAUCUCUAUGAGGGUUGAGUUCUAUGGAUGUGCGGAAGACCCUUGCUAUGUACCUCUUGGCUUGGAGGACAAGAGGAUUACAAACGGAGCGUUUUCUGCUUCUUCGUAUUACAACCAUCACUUGGCACCUUGGCAUGGAAGGUUGAAUCACCGCUGGUCAUGGAGCGUGCGACAUCGUAACAACAGACAGUGGUUGCAGGUUAAUAUGCAGGAAAUCUACCGAAUGAAAGGUAUUGGUUCUCAAGGCCGACAGGAUGCAAAUCAGUGGGUCAAGAGCUAUACUUUGUCGUAUGGCAUGAACGGUGUGGAUUUUGCUCAUUACAAAGAGAAUGGAAGAGUUAAGGUAAGGCAUGGUGCCUCCAAUACAGACCGCCACUCUGUAGUGUUCCAUCGCUUCAGAAAGAGAUUUGCUGCCGUGUUUGUCAGGGUUCAUCCCAAGGCCUGGUACAGUUGGAUAUCAAUGAGAAUUGAACUGUUCGGAUGCUCAGCGGCAUUGUGCAACAGCGCCUUAGGAAUGAAAAGUGGGGCCAUCAGGAACGCCCAGAUCACGGCGUCUUCAAUAUGGAACAAAUACCACGCAGCCAGACUUGCCAGAAUGGGCACAGUCAAACGAGGCCGGUAUGUGGGAGCCUGGUGCGCAAGACACAACAAUCAUCAUCAGUGGCUCAAGGUGGACUUUAAACAACCAAUGAAAAUCACGAAAAUAGAAACACAAGGACGUCAGGACACCAACCAAUGGGUGACGAGGUACCAGUUAAGUUACAGUCAGGAUGGAGCUCACUGGACUUUGUACAGACAGAGGAGCAACGAUAAGUAUUUCCAAGCCAACCGAGACCAACACAGCAUUGUUGCAAAUGUCAUCAACCCACCAAUCAUUGCUCGCUUCUGCCGCAUCAUCCCGCGAGGAUGGUAUCGUCAUAUCAGUAUGAGGGUGGAGUUCUAUGGAUGCAAAGCAGAUAAGUGUGAUGUUCCACUCGGAAUCCAAGAUGGCCGCAUUACACAGUCCAUGAUGUCAGCCUCCUCGUUUUACAAUCGAUACUAUGGUCCUUGGUCUGCUAGAUUACAGGCUCGGAAUCACGGCGCCACACGCGGUGGAUGGUUAGCCAGGGUGAACAACAAUCACCAGUUUCUACAGAUUGACCUUGGAGCCAAGUCUGUUGUGAAGAGGAUUUCAACUCAGGGUCGAUAUGAUGCAAAUCAAUGGGUCACUAGUUACACUCUGUCAUACAGUCAGAAUGGAGUCAGGUUUUAUCCUUACAGGGAGAAUAGACGAACUCGGGUUAGUGAAGAGCAUAUUAUUUUAACAGAAUUGAUCUUCCCAGCCAAUCAAGAAAGACACUACGUUGUUACGCAUCGUUUGUUCAAGCCGUUUGCAGCUCGUUACGUGCGUGUGAAUGUCAGGACAUGGUAUGGACACAUUGCUAUGCGUGUAGAACUCUAUGGAUGUAUACUGGGUAAGUACAAAUAUCUGCAGUCGUAA
Molecule: messenger RNA, 1935 nt
Organism: Orbicella faveolata
Lineage: Eukaryota; Metazoa; Cnidaria; Anthozoa; Scleractinia; Merulinidae
Source: RefSeq, a predicted model, not a curated record